AUGGUAAUACAUGGUGGAAUAGACGGCUAUACACGAAUACCAGUCUAUUUAAAGUGCAAUACAAAUAAUCGUGCUGAAACAGUCUUGGAUUGUUUUAUUGGUGCUGUGAACGAGUACGGUUUACCAUCAAGAGUUCGGUCGGACAAGGGAGGCGAGAAUACCGCAGUCUCUGUAUACAUGCUACAACAUCCUCUGCGAGGUCCGGAUAGGGGAAGUAUGAUAACUGGUAGAAGCGUUCACAAUCAGAGGAUUGAACGAUUGUGGCGUGAUCUAUUUGAAGGAGUUAUUUAUGUAUACUACCACUUAUUUUACCACCUGGAAGAUAAUGGAAGGCUAGAAUCAUCAAACCCACAUCACAUCUUUGCACUACACUACGUAUAUGUUCCACGGAUCAACCGGCACUUGGAGAGUUGGAGGCAAGGUUAUUUACAACAUAGAAUUAGGACUGCUGGAAACAGAAGCCCUAUGCAACUUUAUAUUCUUGGCCUGCUCCAGUAUAGGGGUUCCCAACAUGUUGCCAUUGACAAUUUGUACCAGCCAACUACAAUGGUAAGGUUUGAUGUAAACAACAUACAUUUAAGUACGUGUGAAUGCCUUUCGCUUGUUGUUUCACACUACCUCAAGAAAUGGAAAACAAAGCCAAACUUCCAUCACUUGUAAAAUUGUAUUAAAAUUAAUAUGUUACUUUUCCUUACAUAGGAGGAGUUUGAACAAUAUGGAAUUGACUGGGACGGUCCUCUUUCAGCAGAAAUUGAUGUCGAUACAGUAGAAGUGCCUGAAACACAUUGCCCAUUAUCCGAAGAACAUUAUGAAGAACUUAUUGCCUCAAUAGAUCCAAUACGAGAAAGUAACUCCUAUGCCAUUGAUAUUUAUUUAGAGACAAUCGAAUUUGUCAAUACCCACUUGCAACAAUAA
Molecule: messenger RNA, 915 nt
Organism: Paramuricea clavata
Lineage: Eukaryota; Metazoa; Cnidaria; Anthozoa; Malacalcyonacea; Plexauridae
Source: the annotation of a GenBank genome assembly